Molecule: messenger RNA, 4993 nt
Organism: Malaclemys terrapin pileata
Lineage: Eukaryota; Metazoa; Chordata; Testudines; Emydidae
Gene: MATCAP2
Product: microtubule associated tyrosine carboxypeptidase 2
Exons: 7
Coding region: 388-1947 (519 amino acids)
Source: RefSeq, a predicted model, not a curated record
CUCUUUGCGCGGGUGCUGCGUUUUGUUGUUCCGUUCUUCUGGCCCCAGGGCUGUGCCGUGCCAUGGAAGGCUGGCGGGUGUCCUGGCAACAGAGCCUAGCCAGCCCUUUUCCUGCUGUCCCUGAAGCAGGGAGUAGGGGAUGUAGCAGCUGCUGCUAGGUGUGGGUGGGGGACAGGCUGCACAUAGCCCUGCACCCUCCCCACUGCUGCAGCCACCCCAGCCCUCUCCUCCUCUGCCUCCCCCUUUCACCAGCCUGUGGAUAAACAAAAGGAGGAUACUAUCUCCACCCUGCUCCUUGCCUGUAUCUCACAGCUCUCCAUGCGGAGGGAGCAUAUUUAGGGUGUUAGGGCAGGAGAGGUAGACACACACACACAGACUGCAAGAGGAAUGAUGCUUGAAUCCAUCCGUGUCACUGAAAAACUUCACUGGCCUGAGCAAGAGCUCUCUAAAAAGUCAGUCUUAAAUCCAGAAGAACAUAAGCUGACCAUUCAGAAUGAAAGCAGUCUUCAGCAUCUGUCCUCUGGAAUCCUAAAGGAUAUUUUCACAACAGGAACCAGUAGCUACAAUGUCCUUCUGCAAAGCAAAGAGGAGAAAAAACACCACUCUCAAAAGCUGUCAUCUGCCUACCACAAGAGGCACAGAAAGUCCACCAAGUCUUCUACUACCUCGCGAAACAACGAGCACCGCAAGAUCAAAGUCCCACUGCCUUUGCUCAGCAGUGGCUGGUAUUGCACGAACAGGCAGCCAUCCAUCUUUAUCGCUAGCCCAGUAUCUAGCAGUGUAAAGUUUACACACAGUAUUUCUGUUGCAGGGAACAGCAUAGGACUGCCACCUCGACCCAAAAGCAAGGCUAAGAGACAUUAUUUUUCUAGUCUAACAAAGCCAAAGCAGCCUCAAUUGUCAAAAAGCCAUGGUAAAGAGGUAGAUGUCUCUGGCCGAAAACUCUGUAUACUAACUGCCAUCAAGCCUUCCAAUGUGGAAAAAGAGAAGAUUAAAUUCUUCAAGUCUGAUUUUACCUAUAAUCCUCAAUUUGAAUAUGCAAAUCCUGCAUUGCCAAAUGUGUUAGCUAAGCACAGCCAAGCAUCCAACAAGUUUCUUAAACAGUCUGUCAAUAUUAUGGAACGGACAUUGCAGAAAUAUGGAAGCUAUGAAAAGUUUGAGCAGGCUACUGGAGGCAGCCUGCUACCAAAAAGUCGCAUUUGGAAUCAUGUCAGGAAAUACAUGGUGAAAGAAGGCUGCCUUGGUGAGAUUGUAGUUCAUCUCACUGAGGACCUGCUUUCUCGUGCCUCAAUGACAGUGGUGAAUGGCCGCCCAACUCUGACUAUCAAUGUUUCCACUGCACGUGAGCACUGGCUAGAAGGGAUGCUGAGGCACGAAAUAGGAACUCAUUAUUUUCGAGGUAUUAACAACAACAGCCAGCCUUGGUGCAAUUGGAAUGGACGCAAAAAGCUUGGGUUAAAGCCAAUCAACCCUACCGAGGAAGGCCUGGCGAGUAUUCACAGUGUCCUGUUCCGAAAAGACCCCUUUCUAUGGAGGGCUGCCCUUCUCUACUACACUGUCUAUCAAGCUAGCCAAAUGUCCUUCAGUCAACUCUUCCAGGAUGUGGGGAGAUUUGUCAAGGACCCCAACACUAGGUGGGAUUACUGUGUACGAGCCAAGAGGGGGUGGACUGAUACUUCCCAGCCAGGCUGCUUCAGUAAGGAUCAGGUAUACUUGGAUGGCAUCCUCCAAAUCCUAAGAUACAGGGAGUCUAUCGAUUUCCACUUGCUGAUGGCUCUUGGAAAGGUCUCUUACGAGGAUGUGGAUCGCUUGAAGGAAUUUGCGGUGAUCGAGAACACGAGAGUACCACACUUCUUGCAGGACCAUGUCAGAUACAUGGAACACUUGGAAAAGAUCAUGGAGGUGAAUGAGCUGACUGACCAAGAGCUCCAGGAUCUCAUAGUGUAACAGUCAGUCAGUCCCUUUUACCGGAAAUCUGUUCUGUAUGCAGCCGGUUAUACAGAACUGGACUUCACCACAGCUUGCAAAACUAGAAUGUUUUGUUUUCUGGCAAAAAUCUAGACUAUUUAGAUUUGUUAAUUUUUAAAAAAAAAAAGAAAAAAUACAAACCUCAGACUAUCGAUUCAGAAAUGUUUCUUUGAAAAAGGGUUCUUUGAGAUUCUUUCCUCACUCCCAUCAUAUAUAUUGGAGGGUUUUUUUUAAAGGUUUGUGCCUCUUCCAAAUUAAAUUAUGGAUUGAACAUAGGCUCAUCAUUUAGAAUUUCCCUUGUAAUUGGUCAGUCCCAUUGUCCCUUAAAUGUUCUGUACACCGAGCAGGAUCGUUUGAAAUGUCUUGCUUUUAUGAUAUACUGCUUUUUAUUCUAUUUAUUCUGUGUUUUGUAAUUUUCCCCCUUGGCUCACUCGCAUUGGCCUCAUUUCUGGUCACGGCCUUCACAACAACCCCCCCACAGCAGCAAAAUUGUGGAACUACUACUGACUAUGCCACCAUCUUCUUAACUCUACCCCAUUGUAUACUGCUUCCCUCCUUGUAAGAUCACAAUGCGCAGACACGCUCCCUUGCACAACAGUAUUGUAGUUUGGACAUGCGAGAAAGAGGUGAUUUCCACACCUCAUGUUUCAAAUAGCAGCAGUUAGGGUUACUGUGUAAAUGGCUGUAAACAGACUAGAAAGUUGCCCUCCUCCUCCCAAGAGGAGUGCUGUUGCAGCAUUGAAUAUAUGCCUUUCACUGAAGUGACUGUCCUCCUCUGGCUUGUACAGUACAGGUUUCAAGAGGAUGAGCUGCAGGAAAGGGCCUUUUUUUGCCCUUGAAGACCCGUUUAGCAAAUGGAACGUGUUAGUGGUUUGGAAGAAGGACUGGGCUGAACUGAGUUUUCAGAUUAAAGUACAUAAUGAAUCCAGAUACGGGGCCAUAUUUCAUUUCAAAAAGCAAAAGCACCCCUUCGCUCUAGCGCCUGAACCCUGUGUGGGUUUGGUUACUUGGAGUGGUUUCGGUCCCACUUUUUGCUGCCAGGAGCUCUGCCCUCAUGGCGCUCAUUGCCGGAUUGGGAACUUUAAUUGGCAGGGGACAAAAUUCACAAGUGCCCUAUUCCAAUAUUCAAAGCAACUGAAGAGUUCUGGCACAUCUGAAGCAUCCUGAGCUCUGUUUUAAAUGUGGGUGCAAAACAAGUAGCGAAAGCACAUAAUUGUAGGGCCAUCUAUUCAAACUAAUAACUUAGGCAAGGCAAGAGGGUUGUUCACUACAGAGACCAAAUUUUCUGAGUCCAGAGUAUUAGGAAAGCGCUAAUAGUGGCUCCCUAGCACAUGCUGAAUCAAGCUUUGCACCUAAAGAGUCCCAGACUCACAACUCCUUCCCUUGCGCCUAUGGGGAGUGGGGACAGGAGCUCUGUACUGCAGCUGUGAAAACGAUUCAGCUUGCUUCCCCACCCUCCCAUCGGCUCAGCUGGUCAGUAUGUUGUCGGAUGGGGGAAGAGAAUUGGAGCCAAAGUUCCACUCGCCUGCUUUGCAGAGGGAAUACUGGCCACAAUCUUCCCCUCCUCACGUACAGCAGGAGCUGCCUGCAAUAUGGGGGUAGGGAGGUCUGACUCCCCGGUAUGGCUGCAUCUGGCUGAAUGACAAUCCAGCCCCUGGCAUCGAGUUGUGUGGAACUUAGUGGCUUUUGAUUAAGGAAUGGAAUAACUCCCAAAGCCUCUGACUUUACACCAAGUACAAUAGUGUCCAUUCCAGAUGGAAAGUUUAAACAACACAUUUUGUGACCAGUGAGAGGAAAAGAAAUCUCACCUAGCCUAGAGGUUCUGAAGUUUUUGAAUAACCCAUCAAACCAGCUGCCUUUAAAGUACUAUCACAUGUGUGUGCUGUGGUGGCUGCCUGCUUGAAAAAAAAAGAAAAGAAAAAGAAAAACAUUUGAGCUGCUCCAGGAAUUCAAUGAGCAAAUUUGCUAAUCUGUUUUACAAAACAUGGACCAAGAACACCUCACAGUAGCCUUAAUUUUGUAUUGUUUAACAGCUUCAAACUCUUUUAAUCUCUGCAUUCUAGUGGGUGAAUCUUCCCCUCUGGCCCCAAAAUAUCAGUCUUAGCCUUGCCUGCCUAGCUGUGUUUCAAAGCCCUUCAGGCGAACUGGGGAGCUGCUGUACGAUUGCAUCAACCUGCUGGAAAUAUUUGCACGGCCGUACCCAGUAAUGCACCCAGACAUUCAGAAUGCGUCAGCUCAGCUAUUUUGCUGCGAGCAGCAGAAGUGCAGAUCAGACUUUUCACAUGCCAAAGGUUGAAUGUGAAGACUCCAGGUAAAAUCCAUCCUUGGGGGUAAAUGGAUUGAGGCCUGUGGAAUUACACCAGGGAUGAAUUUGGCCCACUGUGUUGAAGCAGAGGUACAUAUGUCCCAUUCUUUGUGAAAGGGCCAUAAGUUAGAGGUGAACUUUUCUUAAGUGAAAUAACUCCUGCAUUUCUCCAAUCGCUUCUGUAGUAAAUACAAACAUAUGCUUAAGCAACCCAAUAUAGUCAUGAGAAUAGUCUUGAAUAUUAUAUUUACAAUAAUGGAGUCACUGAAAACAUUACGUUUAUGUGUAAUUAUUGUUACAGAAUAUGAUAGUUACCGCCCCUUAACUGCCUGCUGAUACUCCAUUACUGCUCUGUGGGUUUGCUGAUGUAAACUCCAGGGGCUUAUUUUUCUUCUUUAAAAGACCUGGGGUUUAUUUUCCCCACAGAAGUUGCUCCCAUUCCACUUCUACCAUUCUCCAUUAUGCGAAUAGGUGUACUCCAGGACAAGCUUAGAUUCUGGAAGCGUCAGCAUGGAUGUGUCAGCAUAACAAUAGUACUGUAGCAGGCACAAAUGUCAACCUCUAUUUCUCAGCUUGUCCUGCCUCCUUUGUAACAGUGUUUCAGAUUUGUAAUGGUAGUUUUGUAAACUUUUUGAAAUUUUUAUUGUGAUGGACCUUGUUAUUGUCAUAGUAUUGAAGUUCUGUAAUAAAGUAUGUGGAUGAUAACUGCAUAGAAACUCA